Colletotrichum phormii is the source of this 1362-nucleotide messenger RNA. RefSeq lists its product as uncharacterized. Lineage: Eukaryota; Fungi; Ascomycota; Sordariomycetes; Glomerellales; Glomerellaceae. Bases 1 to 1362 code for a protein of 453 amino acids. The transcript is spliced from 2 exons. The record is from RefSeq and is a predicted model, not a curated record.
AUGUUGGAAUACCUGAGCUACAAGAAGUUCAAAAAGUACAAGACCGAGAAGGAGGCAGCAGAAGUCGAGCGCGAACACAACAACGGAUCGCCAGCACCCUCAUCAUCAGCAGGCAAGCUUCACCCAGAUUCGCGACCAUCGCCAACCCGACGCCAGACGAGCUCGCAGUCCGUCUCAACGACAGCAAGCGCAGCAACGGGAGGCGGGGGCCCCGCACCCCUCCUCAACCGCAAAGAUGAGGCCUUCUUUAGACGAAUCCUCGCCGACGCAAACGAUGUUGACUCGGACGACGAGAGCGUCCGGCCCGCGCUGCCCCCGCGCAGCAAGACGCCAGAGUACACCUGGGAAGACUCUGACGAGUCCCGGCGCACCGCCGCUACUGAAAAGCAGACGCCCAAGAAAGCCGCGACAGUAGCGGUAGACAUCAAAGACGCCGCCGCGUCGGGCGCUUCCAAAAUCCCCAGCAAAAUCGCCUUCCUCUUCAACAAAGCCAAGGGAACAGACAAGGACAAGCAACUCGCCCCAACAAAGGCAAACAUCCCACCCAAAGAAGCCGCCCGCGAAGAAGACGACCUCUCCCGCGUCCUAGACGACCUCAACCUCUCAGCGCGCAACAACAAAGCCGUGCCCCUCUCCGCAGAAUCCUCCGAGCUCGUCUCCAAAUUCACCCUCGUCCUAAAAGACCUCGUCAACGGCGUGCCCACCGCCGCGGACGACCUCAAGGCCCUCGUCGAGGACCGCGACGGCACCCUCGCAAAGACGUUUGACAAGCUCCCCAACAGCAUGAAGAAGCUCGUCACCCAGCUGCCGGACAAGUUCACCGCCAGCCUGGGGCCCGAGGUCCUCGCGGCCGCCGCGAAGGCCCAGGGCAUCAACCACGCGGAAUUCGCCGCCGAGGAAGGGAUCAAGGGCGCCGCGAAGAAGAUGUUCACGCCCGCUAGCUUCGCGGACCUCGUCACCAAACCGGGUGCCGUCGUGGGCAUGCUCAAGGCCAUCGUCAACGCGCUCAAGCUGCGCUGGCCGGCGUUUAUCGGCGCAAACGUCAUUUGGAGCGUUUCCAUAUUCCUCCUCCUCUUCGUCUUGUGGUACUGCCACAAGCGCGGCCGCGAAGAACGCAUCAAGCGCGAAAACGCGCCCGAGAUCAUCGACGGCACCGGCCGCAUCGAGGAACUCCCCGACGACCCGGCCCUCAUGGCGGGGCCCUCGCGCUCACGCACCGAGCCGGUGCGAUCAGAUCGCCCACGCAGCCAGCGGAGCGAACGCAGCCGGCGGAGCGGACGACACAGUUCCGGAAGGACGACGCCUCAGCGACGGGCGUCGCCUGGCCCCGAUUCCCCGAGACGAAGGUCGACGAGGAAGUAA